Molecule: messenger RNA, 1323 nt
Organism: Asparagus officinalis (garden asparagus)
Lineage: Eukaryota; Viridiplantae; Streptophyta; Magnoliopsida; Asparagales; Asparagaceae
Product: protein AE7
Exons: 7
Coding region: 331-807 (158 amino acids)
Biological process (GO): iron-sulfur cluster assembly
Source: RefSeq, a predicted model, not a curated record
CGUUCUCUUUCCCCCCCUCUCUCUCUCUCUAGUUAUCGCUUGAGAGCGGGGUUUUUUGCCCUAAUUUGUGAUCUUGUACAAAAACGCCCAAAAUCGCCAAAAAUCGCCUCAAAAUCAAUUCAAAUCGCUUGUUACAAAGUGGGGGGAAGAAUAGCCACGAGUCUUGGCCGCUGUGAAGACGUUAAGCAGUUGUGGAGCUUAAUGCAAUUUGAGGGACUCAUAUCAAAAUAUGAAGAUGUGAGGGACUAAUGCGAAAAUAGGAAUUGAAAAAAAAAAAUUCAUCAAAGAAUUUUCUUUUUUAAUACCUUCAUAUUGGAGUGGUGGCAGAAAAUGGCUACAGGCUUGAUAAAUGCUAAUCCUAUAGUUUAUGAGAGAAAAGAACGCCGAGUCCGGGAUUCACCAAUAGACACUGAUGAGUAUGCAGAAGAGCCCAUCGAUCAGCUUGAGAUUUUUGAUCAUGUUAGAGAUAUAAAAGAUCCCGAGCACCCAUAUUCAUUGGAAGAACUGAAAGUCGUUACUGAGGACUCGAUCGAAGUCAAUAACAAGCAAAGUCAUGUUAGGGUGACCUUUACUCCUACGGUUGAGCAUUGUAGUAUGGCUACCAUCAUUGGUCUUUGUUUACGUGUAAAACUUAUGCGGAGCUUGCCUCCUCGUUAUAAGGUGGAUAUCAGGGUAGCACCUGGGACUCAUGCAACUGAAGCUGCUGUGAACAAGCAAUUGAAUGACAAAGAACGUGUAGCAGCUGCAUUGGAAAACCCGAAUCUUGUGGAAAUGGUCGAUGAGUGCUUGGCUCCCACCUUUGAAUGAUGCCCUGAUGUUUCUUUCAGCAUUAACAAAAUAUUGAAAGAUUUGAGUCGUGUCGAGAUCUUUCAUAUCUGCUUAGCCCUCUCCACCAUUAAUACACGCAUAGGAGUUAUGGCUCUUUUAUGCUUACAUACAAGAUAUUUGUAUAUUUUCUGUUGCUGUGUCAAACAUUUGGCUUUCCUGAGUUGAUUAUUGAACCAAAGAUGGUUAUUAUACUACAAGUGAUUAUUCUGCUAUUAUAGAAGCCAGGUUGAGGUGAUGAUGCAUUCUUUAAACAUGAGACCCCAUAUGCUGGAGACUCAAUAAUCGGGAACCUUAGAUGUUGAUCAUUAGUGCAGGGUAUGUUUUGUUGAGGAAUCUACAACAUGAAGUUCAGACUGCCCUUUUUCGUACAAGUAGUAUAUGUUGUAAGCUUCAUCUCGCCCAUUAUCAAUUCAUCAAAUGUGGAUAUGAUAUUAUUGGGAACUUGAUUGCACUGAACACUUUUCUUGAUUGAAGUUAUCUUUGUUUUUUUAAGUA